Molecule: messenger RNA, 5674 nt
Organism: Ostrinia nubilalis (European corn borer)
Lineage: Eukaryota; Metazoa; Arthropoda; Insecta; Lepidoptera; Crambidae
Product: erythroid differentiation-related factor 1
Exons: 26
Coding region: 254-4774 (1506 amino acids)
Biological process (GO): positive regulation of DNA-templated transcription
Source: RefSeq, a predicted model, not a curated record
CCGCAUUUGUUUCGUAGAGUGGUAAUUUCACGAUUAUCAACUUUACACUGUUGAAAUAAGUGCUAUGAAAAUUAUAAAUUAACCUUUACGGUUGUCAUCCGGCUUAGAAAAUAUUUGAUUUUAGCAAAGAACUUGCGCUCGAUUUGAGAAAAAUAUUACUCAAACAAUCCCACGUUAUUCUGAUCUUAAAAUUAAGAUUCCUAUUGCAUAACGUAACCUUACUAACUGGCUGCUGGCAUAAAAUUGAUCUAAAAUGGAAGAAGUAGAAAAGGACAAUGAAAAUGAUUUCAAACGCUCCAAGGAUCGGAGUCCGUCCCCAGGCGUCAAAUCGACUGCGGUGGUGAAGUACACAGCGUUCCAGAGCCCCGUGGGCUAUGCGCGGCUGCAGUGCAACACCGACCUGAAUCUACCACCCUCCAACUGGGGGGCGGCCAUCGACUCCUACGGCUUGAAGCAGAUAUUGACUGGAAACACUGGGCUAUCUAGUUUCAGGAUGGCGCAUAUGUUCCCCGACUGCGUGGGCGAGGUGGACGUGAUCUCGGGCGCCGAGUGCAUCAAGAAGCUGCUUAAGCUGCCCUACCAGCCCAACGGCACUGUAAGCAUGAUCGUGCACCGCAUCGAGAACACUUUACUGUUGGACGAUUUCGACGUGUACGACUACCUCAUGAAGUCGGAGUGGUCGUGGCUCAAGGACUUCUUCUAUGAGAACGUCUUGAAGACCAUGUCGGAACAGGAACGUAUGACGCUAACGCUGGCACCAGUGGCCCCGAGUUCGGCGCUGCAGCUGACGCACAAGUUCUUAUCGCACAGUGUCGCUUCCCGCCCGCCGCCCGCCCAGGCGCCCGCCCUUGCGCCCGUCGCGCUCACUGCCCCGAGCUCGCUGCAGCUGACGCACAAGUUCCUAUCGCACAGUGUCGCUUCCCGCCCGCCGCCCGCCCAGGCGCCCGCCCUCGCGCCCGUCGCGCUCACUGCCCCGAGCUCGCUGCAGCUGACGCACAAGUUCUUAUCGCAUAGCGUCGCCUCCCGCCCGCCGCCCGCCCAGGCGCCCGCACUCGCGCCCGUCGCGCUCACUGUAACAAGCGACAGGCGUGACGUCACGCUGGCACCAGUGGCCCCGAGUUCGGCGCUGCAGCUGACGCACAAGUUCUUAUCGCAUAGCGUCGCCUCCCGCCCGCCGCCCGCCCAGGCGCCCGCUCUCGCGCCCGUCGCGCUCACUGGCCCGUACCUGCCGGAGCCGGAGCCGGCGCGCGACGAGGCGCCGCCGGACCACUUAUACAACCGCAACGUGCACUGGACCUUCGAGGACAUACACAUGCUCAUAGGCAGCGACCUCCCAAUCUUCGGCGACAAAGACCGCCCCUGCGUGUCUCUCCGCCUACGGGACGCGAGAGAACCCAUCAACGUGUUAACAGGCAUCGACUAUUGGCUAGACAACUUGAUGUGCAACGUACCUGAAGUGUUAAUGUGCUACCACUUGGACGGAAUCGUCCAAAAAUACGAGCCAAUGAAGACGGAAGAACUACCCAAUAUGGAGAACUCGAAAUUCUCGCCGAAAGUUAUAAGAAACGUAGCGCAGAAUAUUCUGUCGUUUUUGAAGUCGAAUGCGACGAAGGCAGGGCAUACGUAUUGGCUGUUCAAAGGGCCGCAUGAUGACGUGGUCAAGUUGUAUGAUCUGACGUCACUGUGCCCGGAUUCCGUGGAUAGCCCGUUUACGAGUCCCGUUGGGAUGCUGCUGUAUAGAGUUGCCAGGAACAUGCGGCUGGCAAACAGGUCAGAACACGUGCGGCAACUAUUAGAACACGCUAUAGAACUCCUCAAGGCGGAAAAGUAUCCGCAAAUAGUGGCGUCUUCACACUACAUGUUGGCUGACUUAUACGUGCCAGCUAAUACUAACCCCGCCUGCCCGGACUUUAAAGAAGAAACCAUAGAUCCCGACAGUGAAGACCCAGAAUUCGCAAAGUACGCGGAACCGUGCGAUGACGACAGCGAGUUUGACAGAGACGGCAAGUCCAAAACUGACGAGUGUGACAAGGACGGCAAUAAAGAGAGCGAGAAAGACACUGCGGAGAAGGAGGGAGAUAGCACUAAUACGCUGGCUGUUCAGAGCAGAGGCCUGGCUUUGAGGGAUAUUGGCAAUCGAGUGAGAGAAAGUACUGGGGAAAACAAACGCAAAGCGAGCAUGUCUGGUGGACUCGGAACGGCGCCGCCCGACCGUUGCGGCGGAGCUUUAAAACACGCUCUCAAAGGCUUACUAGCGCUCCACAAUGUCACCAUAGACAAGUGCAAGGAAGAAGAGCGCGAACGCCUCAGGCAACAAAUCAUAAUCGAAGAACAGCAUCCAAAAAUGGCGAACCCGUACGAACCCAUCAAAAUGGACUACGAGCCAAUAACGAAGAAGUCCGAAUCCAAAGAGCACACGUCCAGAAGCAGACGACGACGACGCGAGCGAAAGACUUCGGACAAAACCGGCAACUGUUUGAUCGAAUCGAACUCGAAUAUCGACAAGAACGCUAUACUCAUCAGGAAUAAAAAGAAAAUAUUCCCAACUUGGCACGAGCCAAGUAGAGAUGACAAUUUCGCGUGGAAACUUCAUUUGAAGACGCUGUUGUAUGAAAAGAUAUGUCUCGCGUACGCUACAUUGGCUGAGUAUAGCUACUCGAAUGAACAGUACGGGUUUUCCUUGAAGUAUAUCGAUAUGGCGAGUAAGUGCCAGAAACUGUUGAGCAACAUGAUUAUUAAGAGUCGGGUCGUGGACGCGAGCUGUCUUAUAGGCAGGGUCGGCGACAACUACUUCCAGCUCAGCAAGAACUGGCACCGGCUGGAACAGUUCCGCGCGCAGUUCGACACCGACCACGAGCUGGAUGCUCGUCUUAGACUAGAAAUAGAGAGUGACAUGGCGGAAGAAGUUGACGGGAGUGUGGAGGACGAGUUUGAUCUGGCUUCACCGCAAAUCUCCUCUAGUCUCAUCUCUCCGCUUGUGUCCUUUCGUCUCCGCUCCUCUCCUAUAAUAUUCAGCAAGAACUGGCACCGGCUGGAGCAGUUCCGCGCGCAGUUCGACACCGACCACGAGCUGGAUGCUCGUCUUAGACUAGAAAUAGAAAGUGACAUGGCGGAAGAAGUUGACGGGAGUGUGGAGGACGAGUUUGAUCUGGUUUCGCCGCAAAUCUCCUCUAGUCUCGUCUCCUCUCCGCUCGUGUCCUUUCGUCUCCGCUCCUCUCCUAUAAUAUUCAGUAAGAACUGGCACCGGCUGGAGCAGUUCCGCGCGCAGUUCGACACCGACCACGAGCUGGAUGCUCGUCUUAGACUAGAAAUAGAGAGUGACAUGGCGGAAGAAGUUGACGGAAGUGUGGAGGACGAGUUUGAUUUAGACCUAACCUGGCCAGCGAAUGAGACAGAAGCAAUGCUGUCGUCCUGCUCAUUCUACCGGCGAGGUAUCGAAGCUGCGGGAGAUAAGCGAAGCGAACUGCUGCGGCGUCUAGCGUCAGUUAACAACGAGCUGGCUGUCAGAUACAUGAAUACCGCGCAACAAAUCUACGUCAAAUACGCCGAAGAGCCCGACCUAAAGGCAGACAAAGCCAAAGCCCUACUGAAGCAAUUCGCGUCUCUCUCGCGCAAGUCGGCGCAGUGCUUGGACGAGGCGACUUCACUGUUCGAGCGAGUGAACGACGCGCCCAACUUGGCUCUUUUGCUGUGCAAUAAGGCGCGCUACCACCGCUUCCGAGCGCACUGCAGUCAAGGGGACUUUGGGUUAGUGACUUUGACAUCCAAGUCGGCGCAGUGCUUAAACGAGGCGACGGCGCUGUUCGAGCGAGUGAACGACGCGCCCAACUUGGCUCUUUUACUGUGCAACAAGGCGCGCUACCACCGCUUCCGAGCGCACUGCAGUCAAGGGGACUUUGGAGUGAUAUGCCCAAGCAAAGGCCCGGUUUCCACCAAAGCGAAGCGGUGCGGAGCGGAGCAGAGAAGAGCGGAGCAGUGCGGAGAUGUCUCAGGUCCUCGGGCCGCGCUCGUGUGGGACCUGGUCGCGUGGGAGCUGUCCUGCCACCUGUACACGCGCGCCGGGCUCAUGCAGGACGAGCCCGAGCGAGCGCCGGAGGUGUCAGAAGUAGCGGACGCCCUGAAGCACGCCCUAAAGCACUGUCUACUCGGUGCCGGGCCGCGUCAGUAUCUGUACCAGUUCCGCGCAGCCAUGAUCCACCAUCGCCUCGGCUCGCUCUACCACUCGCAGUACAGGAUAACAAGCGAAGACGGCCCCAAACGCCGCACGUUACUAAACGCGACCCGCCACAACUACGCAGCAGCUGCUAAUAUGUUCGCGACCCUCGAAGACGCUGCCAUGUUCCUUACCGUGACUAUGGAGCACGUGGCCGCGCUCGAGACUCAGGCGCAAGUGACUCCGAACCUUAAACUAAAGUCUCUCCAAAACGCCGUCCAACUGCUAAGGCAGUGCCACUCCAUCAUGAAGGUCAUCACAGACCGCGACCCAGAAGACCAGAAAGACCAGCCGAAACCGGAAGACGGCGACGAAAAGACCAUGAAGAACGAACACAGUCUCUUGGGUCUGUUCGAGAAUCGACUGCACUUUAUACUGAAAAGUAUAAUACAGUAUUGCAGGUCGAAGAGCAAUAAAGACUAUGAGAAAAUGACGGACAUGUAUAAGAAGUUAUAUUCGGCCAGUUUGAGGAUUAAGAAAGAUGAUGACGUCAGAAUUUACGCGGGAAGCGUAUGUGAGGUGCUCAUAGCUAUGGAUCAAAUAGAGAAAGAGUUUGAGUGAGUUAUUCUUUCUCUUUUUUUAUUUAGGGCCUCUUUUUUAUUUCUCAAUGUUCAGAUAACUUUGACUAAUAGAAUAAGGGAUGAUUUUUCAAUCGUCAGAUAACACUGAAUAGUAAGUUCGGGUCAAAUAUGGGUCAAUGACAGUUUCUGUUUGGGAAAUAUUAAAAAAAAAAUUCUUCGUGUGGUCGUUUCAGCAAUUGACGCCCACUGCUGGGCAAAGGCCUUCCCCAAAGGUUUUUAAUGAAAAAAAAAAAAUUCUUCAGUUAUGAUUUCUGACGUUUGAAAAUUUUGCUCUAAGUUUGACAUUUGACAGUUUUUAUAGAAAAUAUGUCAACAAGACCGUUUUGAUCUUAAAAGUUAUUUUGAAAAACUUGCCCUUAAUGCAUUGUGGUUUGACAUGUUUAUAGUGUUCUUAUAAUUGAGUAUAAUCACCAUAAAAUAAACGAUUCCUAUAAUAUUAUGAUGGAGAACUGACAAUAUACCAGAAGUUAACAUACCAGAAUUGGUAGUUACUUUCUUGGGAAAUAAAUGCUUAGAUGAGUAAAUAGAUCUAUUCAAAUAUGAUUUUCAAGUGAGAUUGGCGUUGUACUAGGUAGUAAAACAAUUAAAUGACAAGCUAUUAAUUUUCUAAUAGUCGUAAAAUGCUAAUGAAAAAAGCAACCAAGUGCCUUAAAUUAAUAGUAAUUAGUAAAACUUUUGGUUGUAGAUUUAAAUACCACAUUAGGGUAGUAGCCACAGUUUUCCACCAUCUCAUACUUCCCAGUUAUGGUUUAUUAAAAUUUGACUAUAACUAUGUAUAUCAUUAGCUAUAAAGUUGUGUAUAAUCUUGUACAAUGAAGACUGAUGUUAGUGAUAAUAAUUUAAGUAUGAAAAUGAUUCGAAUAAAUGAUUUAUGUAGAUA